Suillus discolor is the source of this 837-nucleotide messenger RNA. RefSeq names its product peptidase C1-like family-domain-containing protein. Gene Ontology annotation, cellular component: cytoplasm. The coding region runs from base 1 to 837 and encodes 278 amino acids. NCBI's taxonomy places the organism in Eukaryota, Fungi, Basidiomycota, Agaricomycetes, Boletales, Suillaceae. The record is from RefSeq and is a predicted model, not a curated record. Gene Ontology annotation, molecular function: cysteine-type aminopeptidase activity. The transcript has 3 exons. Gene Ontology annotation, biological process: response to toxic substance; proteolysis; L-homocysteine catabolic process.
AUGCCCAAUCGCCCAAUAAUAAUCCCUACAAAGGACUUGGUCUGGCUUACAACUCCUUCCUGCUUACACUGCAACCCGCGUCAAGUUUUCCGAGUCUUUUGGGCUCGUCUGUAUCUAAGGUUCAUGCCUAAGUUUCGGGCACCCUAUACGCGACAUCUUCAUUCGGAUCGCUCGACGAGAAUUCGCCCGCAGAGCUCCGCGUCACCCACAGCGGGUUCGUCGCCCUCAGCAACCGAUGGUUCAAUUUCGCUACCUAAUUGCCUCUUGUUCUGGGAUAAGCUGAACAAGUCCAACUAUCACCUCGAGCUUUCUAUCGAGAAUGCAGACCUGCCUGUCGAUGAUCGCCUGGUCAACUUUCUUGCGAAAGACCUCAGUAGCGAUGGCGGUCAAUGGGACAUGGCUGUCAACUUACUUGAGACAUGUGGUCUCGUCCCUCAGCCAAUUUACCCUCGAGAUUAUCAACACCCUUCUGAAGUUGAAGCUCCGAGAGCAUGCUCUGACUCUUCGCGCGCUCUCUUCAUCGCUGAAGGCCGAUCACAGCGUCUCGCCGGAAUCGGUUCUCUCGAGAGGAAGGAAGAGCUUAUGCAAGAAGUUUAUACCAUUAUGAGUGCAAGUCUAGGCGUUCCUCCCAAGCCCGACGCUACCUUCACCUGGGAGUACUACACUGAAGAUGGCAAGUAUGCGAAGUGGGAGGGUACUCCGCAGUUCUAUGAGGCCUUCACAGCCAUUUUUGUAUGUUCCUUCAUAUAUGCACAUGGUAAUUCGACUCCAAUCGCGGCAAGCCGGUGGCGAGAACGAUGCGCAUGUGGCACCUCCAAUGUUAUAGUAUUUUUCUAA